AUGGCGCAUAUUGAUGCAGGCAAGACAACUGUAACCGAACGCAUGUUGUACUACACAGGCAAAGUGCAUCGUAUGGGGGAGGUUGACGACGGCACAACGACAAUGGAUUGGAUGGCACAGGAGCAAGAACGAGGUAUUACCAUCACCGCUGCCGCAACAACGUGCCAAUGGGAUGGACACGGCAUUAACAUUAUUGAUACCCCCGGACAUAUCGAUUUUACAGUUGAAGUUGAAAGAUCGCUGCGAAUCCUCGAUGGAGCUGUCGCUGUUUUCUGUGCAGUUGGCGGCGUAGAACCCCAAUCGGAGACAGUCUGGAGACAAGCAGACAAAUAUCAGGUGCCACGCAUCGCAUUGAUCAAUAAAAUGGAUCGAACUGGUGCAGACUUUUUCCGAACACUUGAAAUGAUGGUCGAGCGGCUUGGUGCUUCAGCAGUACCAAUUCAACUGCCGAUCGGUUCCGCUGAGAGUUUCAGUGGCAUAGUCGAUUUGGUUUCACUGAAAGGUCUAGCAUGGGACGAAGCCAGUUCUGGAUCUAUAAUGUUUGAUACAGAUAUUCCGGAUGAAAUGAUGAGCAGUGUUCUGGAAUAUCGGGAACAGAUGUUGGAAGCAAUUGCCGAGUGUGACGAUGACCUACUGGCUAAAUAUAUUGACGGGGUUGAACUGUCCGAAGAAGAGAUUAAAGCGGGUUUGAGGAGUGCGACGUUAAGCGGAGAAAUUGUUCCUGUCUUGUGCGGUGCCGCCCUUAAGAAUAAAGGCGUUCAGCCGCUAUUAAAUGCAGUGGUUGAUUAUCUACCCUCCCCAACAGAUGUACCACCGGUAACCGGCUUGAAUCCAGAAGUUGAAGAGGAUGGAACCCGUUUAGCAGACGAUGAUGCGCCUUUCUCUGCGCUAGCAUUCAAAAUUACAACCGAUCCGCAUGUUGGUAAACUUACAUUCCUCCGCGUUUACUCCGGUGUUUUGGCUCAAGGAAUGACUGUAUACAACAGUACGCACCGGAAGUUUGAAAGGAUCGGCAGGUUGAUGCAGCUAAACGCAAACAAGCGUGAGGAACGCCAAGCCAUUUAUGCAGGCGAUAUCGCCGCUGUUAUUGGCUUCAAAUCUGUGAUGACCGGCGACACUGUCUGCGAUCCGAAUGCGCCAAUCGUUCUGGAAUCGAUGGCAUUUCCAUCUCCAGUAAUGUCCAUUGCUAUUGAACCUCAAACAAAGUCGGACAUCGAAAAGAUGGGCAUAGCGCUAUCAAAGCUGGCUGAAGAAGACCCAACUUUUAAGGUUCAUCAGGACCCAGAAACAGGACAAACACUCCUGUCCGGCAUGGGGGAAUUGCAUCUAGAGAUUAUCGUGGAUCGCAUGGUUCGGGAAUUUAAGGUUUCAGCAGAGAUUGGUCAACCUCAAGUUUCGUAUCGUGAGACUAUCCAGCGUUCUGCAAUAGCCAACGAGCGUUUUGUUCGUCAAUCCGGUGGGCGCGGUCAAUUUGGACAUGUGGUUAUUGAGAUUUACCCAUUAGAACAAGGAGCUGGUUUUGAAUUCGUCAACGAAAUAAAGGGAGGCGUCAUUCCCCAAGAGUAUAUACCCGCUGUUCGUAAGGGGCUUGAGGAGGGAAUAACCGCCGGAAUUUUAGGAGGUUACCCCCUUGUUGAUGUAGGUGUGCGAUUGUAUGAUGGUUCUUACCAUCCCGUUGAUUCUUCAGAGAUCGCAUUUUCAAACGCUGCUCGGAUCGCCUUCAAAGACGCAGUGAAACGCGCAGAUCCGAUACUGCUUGAACCAAUCAUGGAGAUUGAAGUUAUUGCUCCGGAUGACUAUUUGGGUAAGAUGGCAAAGGCAAAAUUUGAAAGGACUAAGCCACACGUCAAUAUUGGCACAAUUGGACACGUUGAUCAUGGUAAAACCACAUUAACGGCUGCAAUUACUAUGGUGUUGUCAAAUCUCUCUGGGAAUGAGUACGUAAAAACUUACGAAGAGAUUGAUGCAGCUCCCGAAGAGAAGGAACGUGGGAUUACGAUUAACACGGCGCACGUUGAGUAUGAGACAGAGAAUCGACACUACGCUCACGUAGACUGUCCCGGACACGCGGACUACAUCAAAAACAUGAUUACCGGUGCGGCGCAGAUGGAUGGUGCAAUCCUUGUUGUCUCCGCUGCUGACGGUCCCAUGCCCCAAACCCGUGAGCACGUUCUUUUAGCACGACAGGUGAACGUGCCGAGUCUUGUUGUCUUCCUGAAUAAGGCAGACAUGGUUGACGACGAAGAGCUCUUAGAAUUGGUAGAACUCGAAGUCCGAGAACUGCUCAGUGAAUAUGAGUUCCCAGGUGACGAUAUCCCAGUCAUUAGCGGAUCUGCCCUCCAAGCUAUGGAAAGUGGCGGCGAUCCGAGUGCCGAGGCAUGUCAGCCAAUUUUAGAGCUCAUGCAGGCGUGUGACGAUUGGAUUCCGGAGCCGGUACGAGACAUUGAUCGCCCCUACCUAAUGCCUGUGGAAGAUAUCUUCUCAAUCACAGGGCGAGGUACGGUUGUUACUGGUCGUAUCGAACGCGGUAUUGUUCGCGUUGGAGAAACAGUCGAGAUUGUUGGGCUCGCACCGACCACUAGCACGGUUGCGACCGGUGUAGAGAUGUUCCGUAAACUACUUGACGAAGGUCGCGCGGGCGAUAAUGUCGGAGUCCUGAUUCGCGGUGUUGAACGUGAGGACGUGGAGCGCGGGCAAGUGCUUGCCGCUCCGGGCAGUAUUACCCCGCACACGCAGUUUGCGGCUGAAAUCUAUAUUUUGAACAAAGACGAAGGUGGUCGCUGGACACCAUUUUUCAGUGGCUAUCGUCCACAGUUCUACUUCCGUACAACGGAUGUAACGGGUGUGAUGAAUCUUCCCGAAGGUGUUGAAAUGGUAAUGCCCGGAGAUAAUAUCCGUAUUACCGUUGAACUCACCAAACCCAUUGCUCUGGAAGAGGAACUAAGGUUUGCAAUUCGUGAAGGUGGACACACCGUCGGAGCCGGCGUUGUUUCAGAGGUUCUUGAGUAA
Geodia barretti is the source of this 3009-nucleotide messenger RNA. Lineage: Eukaryota; Metazoa; Porifera; Demospongiae; Tetractinellida; Geodiidae. The record is from the annotation of a GenBank genome assembly.